This is a messenger RNA of Pipistrellus nathusii (Nathusius's pipistrelle), 1431 nucleotides long. The record is from the annotation of a GenBank genome assembly. Lineage: Eukaryota; Metazoa; Chordata; Mammalia; Chiroptera; Vespertilionidae.
AUGGCAUCACUUCCUACCUCUGCCCAGUGUUCAGCCUCUGACAGUGCUUGCAGGAGCUCUCCAAGACAGAUCAAGCAGGUACGACCAAAACUGCCACUUCUGAAGAUUUUGCAGGCAGCAGGUGCCCAAGGUGAAAUCUUCACUGUUACCCAGGUCAUGCACUUUCUAGGCCAAUAUAUAACAAUGAAGCAGCUUUAUGAUCCUCGGGAGCAGCAUAUGGUAUAUUGUAGUGGAGAUCUUUUGGGAGAACUCCUAGGAUGUCAGAGCUUCUCUGUGAAAGAUCCCAGCCCUCUCUAUGCUAUGCUAAGAAAGAAUCUUGUCGCUUUAACCACUGCUACUGCAGAUGCUGCUCAGACUCUCGCUAUCGCACAGGAUCACAAUCUGGAUAUUCCAAGUCAAGACCACCUGAAGCAAAGCGCAGAGGAAAGUCCCGGUUCCAGGGAAAGUACCGAAGAAGGCAAUAUGCCCACACUGCCUACCUCACAGGAUCAGUGCACAUCUUCCAGAGAAGAUGAGACCUCUAGGCUGGACCUCGGGCUGGAGGAGUGGGAUGUAGCUGGCUUGCCAUGGUGGUUUUUAGGAAAUUUGGGAAACAGUUACACACCUAGAAGUAAUGGCUCAACUGAUUUACAGACAAAUCAGGAUAUAGGUACUGUCAUUGCUUCAGAUACGACAGAUGACGUGUGGUUUUUGAAUGAGUCAGUAUCAGAGCAGUUUGGUGCUGGAAUAAAAGUUGAAGCUGCUGAUAUUGAACAAACAAGUGAGGAAGUAGGAAAAGUGCCUGAAGUGGGAAAAAGUGAUGACCUUGAGGACUCUAAGUCCAUAUGUGAUGACACUGAUGUAGAGGUUGCCUCUGAGGAUGAGUGGCAGUGUACUGAGUGCAAGAAAUUUAACUCUCCAAGCAAGAGGUACUGUUUUCGGUGCUGGGCCCUGAGGAAAGAUUGGUAUUCAGAUUGUCCUAAGUUAACCCAUUCUCUCUCCACGUCUGAUAUCACUGCCAUACCAGAAGAGAAGGAAAAUGAAGGAAUUGAUAUCCCUGAUUGCCGCAGAACCAUAUCAGCUCCAGUUGUUAUACCUAAAGAUACAUGUAAAAAAGAAGAAAACCCCAAACUCUUUGAUCCCUGCAACUCUGUGGAGUUCUUGGAUUUGGUACACAGUUCUGAAAGUCAAGAGACUGUGUCAAGCAUGGGAGAACAAUCGGCUGACCUUUUCAAGCAGAGAGCAGAGACGGGCAGCACGGAGGAUUGCCGGAAUCUUCUGAAGCCAUGUAGUGUAUGUGAGAAAAGACCGCGCGACGGGAACAUUAUUCAUGGGAAGACGAGCCAUCUUGUCACUUGUUUUCAGUGUGCCAGGAGAUUAAAGAAGACCGGGGCUUCAUGCCCUGUGUGCAAGAAAGAGAUUCAUUUGGUUAUUAGGGUUUUUAUAGCAUAG